Molecule: messenger RNA, 6161 nt
Organism: Diprion similis
Lineage: Eukaryota; Metazoa; Arthropoda; Insecta; Hymenoptera; Diprionidae
Gene: kri
Product: uracil phosphoribosyltransferase homolog
Exons: 6
Coding region: 89-724 (211 amino acids)
Source: RefSeq, a predicted model, not a curated record
GCAUAUGUGCUCAUAUGUGUAUUGCAUGCUGCAUUCAGUCUCAGUCGUGUGAUAAAAGGCUAGGAAAAUAGUAUGGUAAUAAACCAAUAUGGGAAGUGGAGACACGGCAACUGUAAUAAAUAAAAUAUCGAGUGACAGUAGUAAUGAAAUUAUCGAAGAGUACGGUCCGAAUCUAAGAGUCUUACCAACAAAUAACCAGGUCAAAGAAUUGCAAACUAUAUUACGUGACAAGAACACAACGAGAAGCGAUUUUAAAUUCUACGCAGACCGUUUGAUCAGACUUGUGAUAGAAGAAAGUCUCAAUCAAUUACCAUUUUCAAAAUGCUCAGUGACAACUCCGACAGGUGCCAAGUACAAGGGACUCAAAUAUCAAAAAGGCAAUUGCGGUGUGUCUAUAGUUAGGAGUGGCGAAGCUAUGGAACAGGGUCUCAGGGACUGUUGCCGUAGUAUAAGAAUUGGUAAAAUAUUGGUCGAAAGUGAUGUUGACACUCAUGAGGCCAAAGUUGUCUAUGCUAAAUUUCCAGACGAUAUAGCUGAAAGAAAGGUUCUUUUAAUGUAUCCGAUAAUGAGUACCGGAAAUACUGUGAUAAAAGCGAUAGCUGUAUUAAAAGAACAUAACGUGUUGGAGGAAAACAUCAUCCUCUCUAAUUUAUUCUGUACACCGUUUGCUGCCAAAACUCUAGUCACUGCCUUCCCUAAGGUAUGUAAUUUACGUCAAUUAUAGGCACAGAUGAAGAUCUUGUCCUCGGAAAUUCACCACGUCGCGCCGAAUCACUUUGGGCAAAAGUACUUUGGUACGGAUUGAACUGAUUAAAACUAUCCUACAGUGAACGUAGUUCUUAAGUUUGGAAAAAAAAAGAAAAAAAUGAGAAAAGAAAAACAAAAAAUUAAAAAACAUGCAAAGACUAGACUUAAUAAUAGACAAAAUGAACUACUGGUGGCUAGAAUGAUAACUGACUGGUACGAAAUUUAGCUUCAAUAAUCGAUACAGUGCUACCUCAAAAGAGUUUGCUGAAUUAAAAUUUUUUACUGCUUUACUGAGAUCAAUCUAAAACUGAUUGAAUCCGAUCAAUUAUUUGAACAGCUUAUUUUGUCACAUAUUUGCCCUGGUAGUUUCAUUUCCGUCGAGAAAGAUAGAACAGUAUAUAUUUUGCACUAUUUUUUGUCAGUGGUUAUGAUCAUGUGAUAGAUAUUAAAUAUCUAAGAUCAUGGUACCUUAUCAGGACCAUCAUUGAUUAAUUAUUAUCCCGCUUACGGUCGUUAGGUGCUCGAAUUUUUUACAAUCUAUUAUGAUCACUUGUAUAAAGUAAGAGAAGAGUAUCUCGUUUAGUAUUAAAGAAUGAGAUUUCCAUGUAUAAGUGGGGAUAACGCAAGACAUUGCUACGCUAUUUCCUCGGUUAUUUUAUUUCGUGAUAAGUUUCACAAAAAUUUUUACUUUUUGUUAACUUGAGUUCGUCAAGAGUCGAGAAUUCGAGUCAAUAGACGGCUCUACUAAAGCAAACAUUCGUUCUUGAGUAUCACAUAAAUAUUAUAAUUUCACCAAAUGUUGGUAGCUAUACACAGCAAUUUUAUGUGAUUGAAAAAUAAGAGUACGUUCUUGAAUUAUGCCUCAAUAAUUUUUUUUUUUUUUUUUAAUGGGCGUAUCACAUUGUAAACCAAUGCAAAGAUAAAUCUAUUACAAUAGCAUGAAGUUGGAACAAUUUCACGUAAUAUUUGAGCUGGUACAGUUGCACAAAUUUUGAAAUAUAAUUUGAACAACUGCAUUCUCUAAAAAUUUUCCAACAUCACAAACUUUUGUUAUUCGAAACGAAAGUAGUAAAACAAAAAAAAUUUCCAAAGUUGAGAUACUUUAAAUCACGAAAUGUCUCAAAUUUUCGAGAUGGUCUCUAGCGAGUUACCCUCCAAUACCCUACAAAAUAACCUCAUUUUUUUUAUUUUUAAUAUAAAUGCACAGGUUGUCUACAAUGUAAAUACUUUGAAUUUUUCAAUUUAAAGAAGAAAUUUUGCUAAAUUUUUAUUUUACAAAUAUUUAUACGAUAUAUGUAUUGCCUUAUCCUCCUGUUAUGGAAAACCUUAUGUCAUUCGACUUAAUAAUUUUUUAAUGUUUAAUAUUUAUUAGCUACGGUUAUAAUUUUGCUUUACUUUUAUUGUUUAUGUACCCAAAAAAUAUUUGCAUAAUCUCUUAUAGAGAGAAUAAAAAUUUGUCAGGAUUAAUUUAUUAAAAGAUAAGAGAAAUUUAGAAUAUUGCUUUUGAAGAAGGUUUAGUUUUCUUUUAAGCGUUAAAGUACUUUCAGUAUAAUACCCAUUGAUACUGUCACAUCGAAUCAGUUUCUCUUCACACACGUGAUACAUUGCUUAUCAUAUGCAUAAUUUCCUAAUAGAUUAUCCACCUAAAUAGGUACCUUCAAACGUAACUUAGUAAAUUACAUAUCCACUUUGUUUGCAGAAUUAUUUUUUUCCCUUUACAUAGAUUAAGUAAAAACUUUGAUUACUUUGUAGCUAUUCACUAUUGAUUAUUAUAUGAAAAGUACACAUACUUAAGAACUUGUCGAUCGAUACUAAAUGUCUGCAAUCUCAUAAAAACGUAAAUUGUAUUAUUAAUAUUGAAUUAAUAUUGAUAUUUAUGAAAAUUUUCGAAAAAAAAAAUAACCAAAAAAACUAUGAAAGCGACAUAUCUAAUUUAUGAAAACUACUUCAAAGACUCUUUUGACUGAUUACCGCAUUUAAUUCGAUUUUCUUUUAAUUUCUUCUAAUCUCCUAUUUUUUUCAGAGCUGGCAUUAUUUAUUAUACGUCUUGUUCAAAUAUUAAGUAUUUUCAUCAUCUUUGCCACCAACUUUUUCUAAAUUUAUUAAAUGUACAAACGAGUUUUAAAUAUGACCCCCAAGUGAAAAUCAGGGAAAAAUGUCGAUUUUUAGUUCACAUAGUACGUCUUAGUCUUUUCAUAGCCCUCGUUACCCCUCUUGUUGGAUGCUGCAAGUUCUGUAGUAUUGUUUACAAUAACUGAUUCUUUCCAGUAUAGCUAGCUCUGAUGAACGUAUUUUUUUUAUUUUUAAUGAUAAAACACGCGCAAUGCAUAAUAUUUGUAUCACUUUUACCCAUACUUAUGAUGUGUUAGCGUAUUGCAUAUGUCUCUAAGGAUUAAGGAUAUUUUUAUUUAUUCAAAAUGUAUUUCGUACUAAGCCUGUCCGUACUUAUUCAAUAAUCAUCUAUACUUUGUUAAGAUGAUUUAAAAUGAUGCAAAUGUACAAUGACUUUUGCGUGAUUAUACUACGCAUUAUUCUUCAAACUACCGAUAACAUUGAUAAGACUUUUUACACGUCUAAUCAUUUUUGCACAGAAAUUAUCGGACACGUCCAAUUCUUUUAGCUAUUACUACACUUUUACAAAUUAUAGAUAAAGCCACUUCGACAAAUAUGAUAAUCAGUAUCGCUAAAUUGAUAACAAUGAAAAAUCAUGAUUCGAAGUUUAUUGCACACACACUUCCAAGUAAUUCUUUGAUUUCCAUUCAAUUCUUUGUCUCCACAAAAUUAAAAUAUCAAAUUGUAUAAAUCGGUAAAAGGAUUGUACAUUUGCAUUACGUGUCACUUGAAAAGUCUAAUUUCAUUCAAUGAGCUGAAAGGGAAAAUAUUGAAACACCUGAGGCAUGUAAACGUGCACACUUGUAGAAAAUACAAGAAAAAUAUGAAAGAAACAAACUUAUUGUGACUGCCUUCUAAUAAAUACAAAGAAUUUGAAAAGAUCUUAUUUUAUUUAUGAUUUUUUAUUCAAAUUAGCGUAUUUUCAUAUGCAUUAGCAUUCAUUUCCCGUUACGUAUGUACCCAUAAAUUCGGCUAUAAUAUACAUUAGUUAAUUGAAGAUUCGCCUAGUCAUCAGUCAGUUUAAUAAUUGCCAUUCUAGUAUUUGCUAUGUAACGAAAUGUAUAUGGUGAAAAUCGUUUCGACAAUUGUUUCUUGUAGUAAGUCAGUAUCAUUGAGGCGGUAGUAGAGAAACUCAUAUUCAGUCAGUGGCCAUCCCGAUUUUGAUUAUGCCAUUUCAAGUCUUUAAGUAAUUUUGAAAGUAGUACAAUGUGUUGGGUAUAAUCCUGAAUGGAAAAACACCGCCUAAUAUAUAUUUAUUGAUUAUCCAAGAUAUCGUACUACAAAAUCCAGAUUUUAACAUUUUCCCUCGAGAUAUCUCAGCAUGUAGACUCGUAUCUUAAAUUCACUGUCCAGUCGAUAUUUAUACAUUACAUAUAGGAAAUAUGCAACACUCUGGAAGAAAAAAAUACUUAUGUAAAAAAUUUUUUAAAACCAAAAUAAGGUCAUGGAUUUUUUUUAGUAUUUUCACACGUUAAACUUUAAGAUGUCAUGCCAAGACCGUAAAAAUUGUCCAAAAUCUUGAUGCAGGAAAGAAACGUUCAAAAUUGUUGUUUUCAGGCUGUUCAUACCAUGGUGUGACGGGCCCUCCUAAUGCACCAAUGAAAAAUGUUUGAGGAAUCGAUUUGAAACAUCUAAUAUUUCCCUGAGAAAUUAAGAAAAAAAAAUAUGGGGAUAGGUCAUUAUCGGAUAUCAUUCCGAGUUGGUCACAAUACAAUGUUGAUAUAACAUUAAAGAUAUACAUAUAGCCUUAAUGGAUUGCAUAUAUAUAUACCUAUAUAUAUAUAUAUAUACAUCAUUUCUGAAUACGUUCUUAGCAUAUAGAUAUAUUUAAUGUAAUGGCGAAUAAAUUCAAUGUAUCAGUUAUUUACCAAGUGUACAAAAUAUGAAUAACAAGCAUUUGUGAUUUACAAAUCAAGAUACCGUAUUAUUCCAAAUAUAAGUCAACCCAUAGUUUCAGUAUACAUUUCAGACCUUUUUUGGUACUGAACAUAAGUCGACUUUUAUGACAAAAUUGAUAUGACAAAAGUAUGUCUACAUACAAACUUAAAAACUGCAAUUUUUUUAAGUAGAUACAUUCAUCAAUGGAACUUAGAUAGAUGAAAACAUCACAGCAUUAAUUCCAUUGGUCUAAUUUUGUGAUUGAACUGUUCAUAAAAUAGAAUUCCAGUCUGUAAGGCAAAUUUCGUUAAAGUCCCGAAUACAAGUCGAGGACGAUUUGGACAAUUUGGGGGUCAUGUCUGCAAACAAAAACUUCGACUUAUAUUUGGAACAAUACGGCAAACAUUUUAUGAGCUAUCAAUAUAGUAUAUAUGUAUUAUUUUUCUUACAUGAUAUAUUUUGAUAGUAUCAACAUGUAGUUUAUACAUACCUAUAGUAUUAUUAUAGAUCGUAGACCAAAUGUAUUUACAUCAUUUUCUACUAAGCAAUCAAUUCGCAUAAGUAUAGUAACAUCAGAUUGACUCAAUCGAACAAUCGGUACAGUAUGGGGUCUUAACUGCUUGAGGUAAAUGUACACGUCGACGUAAUUUUAGCACCAAAACUGUAUAAACGUUUACUCUAAAUGAAAAAGUACCAAAAAUUUUUCUUAAUUUUACAAAAACUUGAAUAAAACACAAAAUAAAUGUAUAAAUUAAUUUAAAAAUUCAUGUGAUGAAAAAUUGUAUGUUUUAUUAAAUUUUUUUUGGGAUCAAACACCACUCGACUUUGAACGAAAUAUUUGAAUACUAAAUAAAUAACAUGUUAUGUUAAUUUUUACUCUUUUUAAAUCAUACAUGAAAUAGAAAGUGGCCUUCAAAUUGUUCCAAGUAAAUAAACUCUGAGCAACGCAUAGGCCAAUCUCGUGAAAUUCUUAAUCGUGUGUGUAAUGAAUAUAUCAAUGACACCAUCAACUAAAUACAUGCUGAUUGCGUAUCGAAUAUAUUUUGUACAAAUUGAUGUUUAUGUAUAUAUUAUAAUGUCCUAUGAAAUAUGAAGGAUCUAAUGUUUAAAAAGAAAAUUUCAAACUUGGAAGCCAUGGACUGAAAUUUUUAGCGUUUCAUAAAAUUUUGAUAUUGCACAAGCGGAAAAAAGUACAAACGUUAAUAAGCUCUGCAGUUACAAUGAUUUUAGAGUCACAUGGAAGUGAAAAGAAAGGGGGAAAAAACCAUAAUAAAAAAUUGGCAACUACCUAAUUUGCAAGUAUAUGAAACACCAUAAUUUAUGUAAUCCAAUGAACGAAAUGUCUUGACGCGCAAGUCACGUGAAGAACACAUAUUUGUAACUGUGAAAUAGGCCUUAAAAAAUUUUGAAUGAAUGACAAAAUA